AUUUGUCAGUGCCAAACUACUGAAUGAAACAGCUGUUUGUUUUUUGUGUUUGUUGCCGUAUAUUUUAUUUAACAUCAAAAUGAAUGAAGAAAUAGAUGAAUAUGAUAUUUAUCAUCAGGAUUUUACUACUGUAUCAGAGUGGGAAGUAUUUAUUGCCCGUAUUGAAGAGAUAUUAAAAGAAUGGCGGUUGUCGAAAGCAAAUUUGUGUAAACUAUCAGGGGAGACAAAGAAAUGGACAGGAAAAUCUGAGGAAAUUUAUUUCCAGGGCAAUAAAUUUACGUUAUCCUAUCACACGCUAGAACCUGCUAAAACUGCCGAGCACUCUGAAGAUUCGGAGGAUAAAUCUUUAUUAUUAGACUUGCACAAUGGUAUAUGGGAUUCUACAACUCAUUUUAUGGAUGACUCUGACGGAAGUCCUUUUCCAGUGUCUAGUUGGUACGGUCUGAAGCGGUACAUAAUGUUGUGCUCGAGUAUGCCACUGGUGGACGGUAAUUUAAUAAAGCUUGUUAUGAGCACUGCAAACAUUGCUUUUGCUAACACAGACUGUGGUGUGCCUUUCUUUGUCAAAAUACGUGAACACUGGCAGCAAACAUAUUUAGGGUUUUACGAAGACAGUGAACACAAAGUUAGUUUUGACACAAUCCAUUUGAAAAGAAUUUCAAAUCAAUGCUCACAUUUAAGUGGCCUUGUAAGUCUAUUUAAAUCAAAAAUUGCAUCCCCUGUUGCAUUAGAUGCUGUUGUUGUUUCUACAAAGUAUUCUUAUGAAUUGAAAGAAGUGGAUGCAUUUGCCUGGAAGAAGACCACACAGUCAAAUGAGUUUUUAUCAAUAGAUGGUUUUGAUGUAAAAAAGCUAAUAGAACUACCUUUUGGUUCUGAAAAGAACCCAAUACAAAGUGUAUUACUCAAUGCUAUAUGGCCAAAGUUCCGUGAAUGUGCAAUAGUAGAUUCUUCUACCUUUUCCGAAAUUGAUCCAAUCAUGGCUCCUACAUGGACAAUUUCUCUCAAAAUGAGGGAUUCUCUCAAUUGUCAAUUAUCUGAAACCAUAAGUAAUAUAAUGGAUUUAUUAGAUAAUAAUAAUUUACUUAUGGACACUUUGGGAUUAAGCAAAAGCUUAGGAUUAGUAAAUCCUCUCCAUAAAAUCACUGAAGCUCCAAUAACAAUAUCUAAGCUAGUGAAGGCGGCCAUGGGGCAACAUAGAAACAUGUCAGAUUUUAAAGGCCCCAUAGCAGACGAUUUGCUCAUGCCUCUUCUAUACUAUGUAUUCCCGGAUGCGGUUGAAGAUAAUACUUUUAAUUAUCCUGAACAGUUGGAAGUAGAAUUCAAGCAGGCUGAUGGUGAACAAAAGCUGUGUAGUUAUGUGAAGACGAGCCCAGAGGGUGGGCUGGUGUGGCGCGUGUCGCUGACGGCAGCGCGCCUGUACGACGCCGGGGGUAUGCCGUACCUAGCGCAUUUCUGGUACGAGUUCUGCCAGGAGCUUCAGUAUCGCUGGGAACAUCGAAUUCUUGUGCCAGGAGUAGCCGAAGGUGCACCCAACGCAAGGACUUGCUUGCUUCAUCAAAAACUGCAACUUCUCAACUGUUGCAUUUCGCGCGCUUUAGAAGGCACCAGUAGUCUGGCAGGAAAUUCGUCAGAUGACGAAUUUUUUGAUUGCUCCGAGGGUGAGAACGAAGAACAACUGCCCUGGGACAGACCAGUUGGACGCCUGAGUCGGUUUGGAGACACUACAAUGAAAAAUGGGGCACCUUUGUAUGUCCCACGCACGCAGGAUCCUGCGCCGAAAACUGAAGACCAAUUGGAAGAGGAUGCAGAGCUAAUGGUGCGGCUUGGAGACGAUGCCAAAGCGUCCGAACUGCGUGCUAGAAUGAUGAGUGCCUCGCUUUUGUCUGACAUGGAGGCUUUCAAAGCAGCUAACCCAGGCGCUGAACUGUGUGAUUUCGUUCGUUGGUAUUCGCCGCGGGACUGGAAACCAGAUGACGGCGGAGCCUUAGGUGAUCGUAUGUUGCUACCUGGCAACCCUUGGGUUGAGGCUUGGAGUGUCGCGCGACCGGUCCCGGCUGCGCGACAGCGGAGAUUGUUUGAUGAGACUCGUGAGGCAGAACAAGUUUUACAUUUCCUAAGGUCGCGAACCGUAAGUGCAGCCGCAGAACUUCUCCUGCCUGCCAUACUUCGAGCAUGCGCUUUAAAGGCUCACGAAGAGGGUGUACCUGCUGGGAGCUCAGUAGUAGGUGGCGUUGACAUGCGGAGGACUUUUGAAAUAGCAGCUCGAGAGCUGUAUGAUGCCGAGAGAGAAGCUUGUAGGUCGCUUUGUGUCCGAACAGUGCUCGGGGGCAGUGAGGAGGGGAAGCCGCUUGACGUGGCAGGUCGCAGUAGGAUAUUAAAUGUGGUGGGUGGUGGGCUGCCGGCUCCGACGCGGCGCGAGUUCACGCUACGGGUACGGGACGGGGUCGCGCCGCAGGUGAUGCGCGCCGCGCUCGCGCACGACAUGACCAUCAUCGGCGCCUUCACCGAGCGCAUCGUGUGCUUGUAGCAAUGCUGAACGUGAUCUGCUCGGCCCCUCGGAAUCACUUGACUGUGCUAGUGCAAUUGUAAAUCGUGAUGAUAAUAUUUGUUGAAAGCGUGUACAAAUGAAUUGUUGAAUUAGUUUGUAGGAAUAAUAAUACCCAUAGGCCAUGGUUAGAUUGAAGGUUAAAAUACGUAUAUGAGCAGGUGAUUUCAGGGAUCUAAAUAUUAUUAACAGACUUUUCAAGCCUUUUAUCUACUUCUUUAUCAAUCUGUCUUCAAAACACUUUCCUCCAUAAUUAUGUUAAUUAACUUACACUAUAAUAUUAACAUUCAAUUUACAUUGUUACCACAAUUUGUACAGUUUCAUGUAAUACAGGCGUUGCAUAUGGUUA
This is a messenger RNA of Helicoverpa zea (corn earworm), 2894 nucleotides long. RefSeq names its product rab3 GTPase-activating protein catalytic subunit (gene Rab3GAP1). The coding region runs from base 80 to 2527 and encodes 815 amino acids. Gene Ontology annotation, molecular function: GTPase activator activity. The record is from RefSeq and is a predicted model, not a curated record. The transcript has 4 exons. Lineage: Eukaryota; Metazoa; Arthropoda; Insecta; Lepidoptera; Noctuidae. Gene Ontology annotation, biological process: positive regulation of GTPase activity.